Molecule: messenger RNA, 411 nt
Organism: Staurois parvus
Lineage: Eukaryota; Metazoa; Chordata; Amphibia; Anura; Ranidae
Source: the annotation of a GenBank genome assembly
GUCAUAUGACAUCCUACCAUUCUCACUGCGCAUGCGCGGCUCAGGGAGCGCGCAGCGCCGUCGAUCGCCGAUCAUCAGGGCACUGAUGAUCAGUGUGCCCUGAUGAUCAGUGUGGCCCCAGAAGUGCCACCUGUUAGUGCCCAUCAGUGCCAGUGCCCAUCAGUGCCAGUGCCCAUCAGUGUCACAUCAAUGCCACAUAUCAGUGCAUACCAGUGCACAUCAAUACCACAUAUCAGUGCCCAUUUGAGCUGCCUUUCAAUGUCACCCAUCAGUGCCAGUCAGUGCUACCUAUCAAGGCCAAUCAGUGCCACCUAUCAGUGCUGCCAGUCAGUGCCGCCUAUCAGUGCCAGCCAGUGCCGCCUAUCAGUGCCAGUCAGUUCCGCCUAUCAGUGCCAGUCAGUGCCACCUAUC